UCCUGGCCUGCUGACGUCACUUCCUGAUGAAAGACUGAUUCUAAGAUUCAGCAGGUACGAGUGUAUUAUUCUUAUUACAGACAUGAGACUGAAUUUGGUAUUAGCUGUCACUCUGAUGUCCAUCCCCAUGGCACUUGUGCAAGGGGCUGAAAGGAAAAAACUACAGAUUGGAAUCAAGAAAAGAGUGGACAACUGUCCUGUAAAGUCCCGAAAGGGAGACGUGUUGAACAUGCACUACACUGGGAAACUGGAGGAUGGGACAGAAUUUGACAGCAGUAUACCGAGGAAUCAGCCCUUCACCUUCACUCUUGGCACGGGACAGGUCAUCAAGGGCUGGGAUCAGGGUUUGUUGGGGAUGUGUGAGGGUGAGAAGAGGAAGCUGGUUAUUCCCUCUGAGCUUGGUUAUGGCGACAGAGGAGCGCCACCUAAAAUUCCAGGUGGUGCCACACUCAUCUUUGAAGUAGAACUGUUGAGCAUUGAGAGAAGAUCUGAUUUAUAGUGACAGAUUUGUGGGGCUGUCAG
Messenger RNA from Sinocyclocheilus anshuiensis, 522 nucleotides. RefSeq names its product FKBP prolyl isomerase 2 (gene fkbp2). The coding region runs from base 83 to 499 and encodes 138 amino acids. The transcript is spliced from 6 exons. Gene Ontology annotation, biological process: protein peptidyl-prolyl isomerization. Gene Ontology annotation, molecular function: peptidyl-prolyl cis-trans isomerase activity. The record is from RefSeq and is a predicted model, not a curated record. Gene Ontology annotation, cellular component: endoplasmic reticulum. Lineage: Eukaryota; Metazoa; Chordata; Actinopteri; Cypriniformes; Cyprinidae.